Phragmites australis (common reed) is the source of this 707-nucleotide messenger RNA. RefSeq lists its product as uncharacterized. The coding region runs from base 76 to 447 and encodes 123 amino acids. Lineage: Eukaryota; Viridiplantae; Streptophyta; Magnoliopsida; Poales; Poaceae. The transcript has a single exon. The record is from RefSeq and is a predicted model, not a curated record.
CGGCCGCCUCCUCAAGACGUCUGCGCAGAGCCAAGAACACAAGGGAGAUCGAAGCCGAGAAGAGGAGAGCUAGCGAUGGGUGCGAGCCUCCUGCAGGCGGUGGUGGCGCUGAUGAGCCAGUGCACGCGGCGGCUGCAGCGCGCGGCGAGGACGAUGGCCACCGGUGCCGCCAAGGGGACCUCGUCGCCGCCCCGCGUCGUGCUGUCGUGGAAGAAGGCGUUCUCGCUGGGGCCGUCGGCGAGGGGUGCCGGUGGGAAGGAGGCGGAGGGCGGGGUGUGGAGGAAGGAGAUCCUGAUGGGGGAGCGGUGCCAGCCGCUGGACUUCUCCGGGGUCAUCUACUACGACGCCGAGGGCCGCCGCCUCGCGCAGCCGCCCCCGCCGCGCUCGCCCAUGCGCAGCCCGCUCCCGGCGUCCCCCAGGCUCGCCGCCAACGCCCGCGGGUACUAGCUAGGCAAGGAUCAGCGAGCUUGCCGGCCCCUCUUCCCUUGGGAUGGCUACAUGCAAGAUGGGUGCUGAUUCGCUGCAAGAUGGCAAAGCUUGCUCUGUUUUCGUUUGGGGGUGGGCAGAGUUUGUAUUGGGUUUGUCAUAGCUAUACAUGGUGAUCUUGUUGCUCUUCUUGUCUGUCUUUUUAUUUUUUGUUUCUUAUUUAAUGGCAUUGUAAUUGUACGCUAUGCAAGACUUUGAUGACUAUAUUGUCUUCGUUUCAA